Gossypium raimondii (Peruvian cotton) is the source of this 1807-nucleotide messenger RNA. Its product is annotated as two-component response regulator ARR2. Bases 228 to 1535 code for a protein of 435 amino acids. The record is from RefSeq and is a predicted model, not a curated record. Gene Ontology annotation, molecular function: DNA binding. Gene Ontology annotation, biological process: phosphorelay signal transduction system; cytokinin-activated signaling pathway. NCBI's taxonomy places the organism in Eukaryota, Viridiplantae, Streptophyta, Magnoliopsida, Malvales, Malvaceae. The transcript has 6 exons.
CCCCCCCCCUGUUUAACGAACCAAAUCAAACAAACCCUAGACAGUCGCUCCUCUUAUUUUACUCAUCUCUAGUUCAAGAAAAAAUCAAACAAUAUAUCCAACAACUUUCCGCAGAAAAAACCCCUAGUCACUCGCUAAUCAUCUUUAUCAUCUCACUUCUAGGAAUCAGUAAACAAAAAACCCAACUACCUCAUAUCAAAUGGAGACUAUUUAAAUACCCUUUUCAAAUGACGUAUGUUGUGGGAAUAAAAGUUAUUGCUACUACUUACACUGUCUGCUUCUUUAAUGCAAUGGAUGGUGGCUUUGAUGGUGACUUUCCGGCUGGUUUGAAGGUUCUCGUUGUUGAUGAAAACAGGACUUGUCUCCUUGUUUUGGAAACAAUGCUUCGAAAGCUUUCUUAUGAAGUUACCACAUGUCAGCUGGCAAGACACGCCCUUGCUUUGCUUCGAGAAGACAAGAACAGAUUUGAUAUUGUGCUAUGUGAUUUACAUAUGCCUGAAAUGGAUGGACUGAAGCUUCUUGAGAUCAUUGGAUUAGAGAUGGACUUGCCAGUUGUUAUGAUGUCUUCGGAUGAUGGAAAAGGAGUUAUUAUGAAAGGUAUAAUCCAUGGAGCUUGUGAUUAUUUGGUGAAACCAGUUCAAAUGGAAGCGGUUCGACUCAUUUGGCAGCAUGUUGUUCGCAAGAGACAACGUGCCUUGGGAGAUUUUCAGCAGCUGCGUGGGAACAUUCAUGCUACCGGCAGGACAUUGCUAUUAAAACAAGCUAAGAAUGCUGUUGAUCAAAUGCCUGCCAGAGAGAGAAGAAUCUUGAAGCGAGCAAGAGAAAAUGAUGAUGAAGAUGAAGAUGAUGAAGAUGACGAGGGGGAAUUAUCCGAGGAAGUCACCACUGCAAAGAAGCCAAGGGUGAUUUGGACACAAGAGCUCCAUGACAUAUUUGUUAUUGCUGUAAAUCAACUACGUCAACAGGCUGUUCCUAAGAAAAUUUUGGAGCGUAUGCAAGCUAUGAAUGUUACUGGUCUUUCAAGAGCAAAUAUUGCCAGUCAUCUUCAGAAAUAUCGUUUGCAUCUUCGAAAGGGAGGUGGUCAACCCUUGGCUGAUAACAGAGAUGUAAAUCUAAAUCCCUCCAUUGGCCAAGCUUCUUCAUUUAACCAGUUCAACCUCCAAUUUCAACAACCCACAGCCACAGGCAGUUCCUGCAAUCAACUUCCGAUGCAAAAUCUCAUGAUCACCCCACAACCAUGUACCAUCAAUGACUCAGUCGUUCCAGAUUCAACUCAAUGUUUCCCAACUGAGUUGUCUACCAAUGAUCUCUCUCAACCAAACUUGUUAUUCCAAAAUGAUGUUCCCACCUCAAAUGUAGAACAUUUGUACAGAAACGUAGGGGUUAAUGUUUCUGAGCUUUCAAACCCGAUUUCAUCUGUGGAUGAUUCAUCUGUCAAUCAAUUGAUUUAUGAGCCAUCGGUUUUGGUUAGACAAUAUGAUCAAGGGGACUUCUUUCAUGGAGGAUUUCCAAGGUUAGAGACAUUGAGUAUCUAAUCUCUGAGGAGGCAUCCAUGAAAAGGAUUUCAUUCUUCCUACGACAAAUGUUGGUCCUUUAUGAUCUCUGCAGUUCUCUCUUGUUUCAGGCGGACAGAAUAGAUUCCCAGUUUUCUUAACAUUUGAUUUUUCCUUUUAACUUUAGAAGAUGCUACUAGCUUUCAUUAAUCAAAAACCAAAUAAGCUCUUUUCUAAAGAGUUGUAGGUUAACAACGUUUUAUCAAAAUUUGAAAGCUCUUAUGUUCAUUUAAUAAUAGUGUUUAUGAUUUUGA